This is a messenger RNA of Sordaria macrospora k-hell, 1866 nucleotides long. RefSeq lists its product as uncharacterized. Lineage: Eukaryota; Fungi; Ascomycota; Sordariomycetes; Sordariales; Sordariaceae. The record is from RefSeq and is a predicted model, not a curated record.
AUGGAAGAUACCAAUCAUACUCUUUUUACAUCCCGUGGUCGUCCUCCCACAAUGGACGAUGUGUUGUCCAUCCGAUCCAGAUCGUCGUCUCCCUCAUCAGUGACUUCCAAGACCCUGGAGGUCUGCCUAGUUCACGAAGAAGUCGAAGUCGAAAUCGAAGCCGACGAUCACGAAGAACAUCAAGAACGACUGGGACCCCUGAUCCUUAUUACCCAUCGACGAUCGCGAUCACCAUUAUCAUCGCCUCCCGUUACUCCUCCCCUGCAAGCCAAGUGUGAUGUACUUCGCGACUACCUAUCAUACGCCGACGAAGAUAGUGCCAGCGACAGUGACAGCAACAGCGACUACUACAACGGCUUCCUUGAAAGUCCCACCUCCACUCCUCGAUCCCGUCUCUGUCACCGUUACCGUUCCACCGCGGGCAAUAGUAGUGACGGUCUUUUACCAGCGUACCCGUAUCAUCUGUACGACCUUUCACCGUCGAGAUCGCAUCCCUCCCAGCAUUGUUACUCCGCUCCAGAGGCCUCGAACAUGUUUUCUCUUCUCAUUAACAACCCACGUACCUUCAUCCGCUUCAUCUUCGGCAUCGCCUUUUUCAUGUGUUUCCUCACCAACAUGGUCUCCGGCGGUCCACUAGCUCAACAUCUCCGCGAUGCCUUUCAUGGUCACCGGCCAUGGCCACAUGAUCCGCAUCAUGAAGGGGAUCUUAGACGACGAGAUAAUGCGCAAUCCCAAACUCCACCGCCUCAAGGCGUUAUCAGAGUCGCAGCCGCCCCAGUCCAAAUCGACCCCGAGGGGGUAUACAUCCGCGCCUCUCCCUUUUUCAACUCUUCAACUGGCCAACCGGACACCUCGCGCAUCAUAGCCGGCUACGCCGCUGUUGACGGCACCGACCGCGUCCUGCGCACAUCAGUAUCGAUCGACUCCGGCGCCUCCUGGUCUUUUCUCGGGGAAGUCACCCGCUUGCCAAACGACGGGACUUCCGAUCUCGACAACGCCAUGCCGCUAGCUUUACCCUCCGGUCGCAUCUUGUUUGCUUUUCGACACCACUCUUUGGUCCCCUCCAUUUCUUCCCCAACAAGCUUCAGAUACACACAAUACCGCCUCUCAGUAUGUUCCUCCUCAGACGGCGGCAAAUCCUGGACCUUUCUGUCACACAUCGACGAACGCCCCGCCUGUGGCGACCCAGCGCAACUGAACGGACUCUGGGAACCUUUUCUCCGGUUAGGUGCGGACGGCAAGACCAUACAAGCCUAUUACUCGUCGGAAAAUUCCGCCUCGGACCAAAACAACCUCAUGCGCUUUUCGACCGACGAAGGGAAAACCUGGUCCGAUCCGCCAAUCUUGGUCUCCAGCUCUUCGUCAUCAGACUCAAGGGAUGGCAUGACGGGCGUAUCUGCCGUUUCGUCCUCCCCCUGUCGACAGAAAGAAUUAAUCUGCGUCUUCGAAACUACUUUGCCCGACGGGACCUUCUCCAUAGCCAGAGUCUUGUCGUACGACGACGGGCGGACUUGGGGCGAAAGAGAGACGGUGUACAUGGCCAAAGACCGAAAAUGGGCGGGUGCGCCGCAGGUUUAUUUGGUCGGGGAAACGCUGGUGACGAGUUUCUUGACGAACGAAGGAACGGAUAUGCCCAAGAUUGAUGGGGCGUAUACGAAAAUGGUUGUAAGCAAAGAUCAGGGAAGGACAUGGACAGGGACCAGGGGAAUGGAACAGGCGGAAACGGUGGCGGGCGUUGGGUCGCAUUGGCCUGGACUGUUUUCGCUGAAUGAGACGCAUUUUUUGGCGCUGUAUUCGACUGAUGCGAUGGGUGCUGUGGGGCAUUUGUUGAGUGUUGCUGGAGCUGAGGAGGAGGAGGAGAGGUGA